Arvicanthis niloticus (Nile rat) is the source of this 1408-nucleotide messenger RNA. It is a transcript of the gene Batf2, whose product is annotated as basic leucine zipper ATF-like transcription factor 2. The record is from RefSeq and is a predicted model, not a curated record. Gene Ontology annotation, molecular function: RNA polymerase II cis-regulatory region sequence-specific DNA binding; DNA-binding transcription factor activity, RNA polymerase II-specific. Lineage: Eukaryota; Metazoa; Chordata; Mammalia; Rodentia; Muridae. Gene Ontology annotation, biological process: regulation of transcription by RNA polymerase II. Gene Ontology annotation, cellular component: nucleus.
AUAGGGCACUGGGAGGGGACAGCUGCUGAGGGGACAUCCAGGACCGGACUGAAUCUGUUUCCUUUGCCUAAGCCAUGCAACUUUGUGGGAGUGGCACGCUGCUGACUGGGACAGACAUUGACGAGUCUCAGAAGCAGCUGAAGAAGAAGCAGAAGAACCGGCUGGCUGCCCAGCGCAGCCGGCAGAAGCACACCAGUAAGGCAGAUGCUCUGCACCAGCAGCACGAAUCCUUGGAGAAACAAAACCAUGCCCUUCGGAAGGAGAUCCAGGCCUUGCAGUCUGAGCUGGCAGGGUGGGCCCGGACACUGCAUUUGCAUGAACGCCUGUGUGGAGUGGACUGUGGUCCCUGCUCUGCUCUGCUGCCCUCUGGAUGUCCAGUCCAGGCCAAGCAACUCUCAGGACAACCUGCCCCUCAUGGAUACCACGGCUGCCAGGAACAAUUGGGCCUGUUCCAGACUCCUGGCUCCUCUCCCCGAGCUCAGCAUCUCUCUCCAGGUCCAUGCUAUCAUGAAUCUCCUGGCUUCCUUCCUUUCCCCUUGCCCUCACUGGCCUUUGAUCCUCUCACAGUGAGGACACCUCUAGCUCAGCUCUCCCCCAGCCCUGUCCUGUCUGCAUCAUCAUCUUCUGGCUCCAGCCUGCUGGAGUCUUUCUCUAAGUUUGACGCCCUCAUACCAAGCUCCUCAGACCAGCUGAUCCCUCCACAACCCCUCAGGCUGGAGCAGCCCACCAGUGGGAGGCUAGUAUCCUCUGACUCUCCAGCUGCUCUGGGACCAGAGUGUCCACAGAACAGAGAGCAUUUGCCUACACUGUCUGGCUCCUCUACUCAUUGGCAGAAGUCACCUGUAGCCCCUAGCCCACAGGCCCUCAUGGCCUUCCCCCUGCUCUCUUCUGCAAAAGUCCACUUCUAGCCUAUGUUAAGAGAGGUGCUGCCUUACCAGGGUUCUUGAGGUCGCCUGAGCACCCAGGUAGCUCCUCCAUUUCUGCUCUUCCUGAGUUACUGCCUACCACACGGACCACACAAAGCUAUCCUGUCCCUUACCACCGCAAAAGACGAUGGGAAGGCCAAGUGCAAGAACCUUGAACCUGGCUGGAACAUUGUCUGUGUCCUUGGCAGCACUCCCAACUCUGCACAGUAUCUGCACACUACCACUGGGCUCCCCCAAAAUGGCUCCUUCAUGACUCUUGGGACUACUGUGGCCAUGAUAGCUAGGAGAGUAAGUGGGAUCUCUGCAGGGUUAUCAGCUCUGAAAGGGUGGUCAUUCACAGCACCCCAAAGUGCCUCAAGCUCUUCACCAGGUUUUCACACAUGGAACUGAGUGAGACAGUGUGUCAGAAGUGGACCCACGCGUGGAUCAGAACACACAUCUUGGCAUAUGGGAUGGUAAAUAAAGUUUUUCUCCCGCCUCUU